GCCCCGGGGGGGGGUCCCCAUGAAGGAGGAGCCGCUGAGCGCGGGGCUCCCCGCCGGCCGCUGGCUGCAGGGCACCGGCAUCCUGGACGCCAGCACGGCGGCGCAGAGCGGAGUGUCGCUGGCCCGCGCUCACUUCGAGAAGCAGCCCCCGGCCAACCUGCGCAAAUCCAACUUCUUCCACUUCGUGCUGGCCAUGUACGACCGCCAGGGCCAGCCCGUGGAGGUGGAGCGCACCUGCUUCAUCGACUUCGUGGAGAAGGAGAGGGAGCAGAACGGGGAGAAGACCAACAACGGGAUCCACUACCGCCUGCAGCUGCUCUACAGCAACGGGCUCCGGACCGAGCAGGAUUUGUACGUCCGUCUCAUUGACUCCAUGUCCAAGCAGGCCAUCAUUUACGAGGGGCAGGACAAGAACCCCGAGAUGUGCCGGGUGCUGCUGACCCACGAGAUCAUGUGCAGCCGCUGCUGCGACAAGAAGAGCUGCGGGAACCGCAACGAGACCCCCUCGGACCCCGUCAUCAUCGACAGGUGCUGGGGACAUCGGGGACAUCAUCGGGGACAUCGGGGGACCCCCGACACCUCACCGCGACCCGGGAGGGGGUGGCAGCUACCGGGGGUGUCCCCAAGGUUGGGGACACGAUGCUGAUGAGCAGAGGGGACA
Molecule: messenger RNA, 661 nt
Organism: Parus major (Great Tit)
Lineage: Eukaryota; Metazoa; Chordata; Aves; Passeriformes; Paridae
Product: transcription factor COE1-A-like
Exons: 6
Coding region: 20-646 (208 amino acids)
Biological process (GO): regulation of transcription by RNA polymerase II
Molecular function (GO): DNA-binding transcription factor activity, RNA polymerase II-specific; RNA polymerase II cis-regulatory region sequence-specific DNA binding
Source: RefSeq, a predicted model, not a curated record